This is a messenger RNA of Cordyceps militaris CM01, 2364 nucleotides long. RefSeq names its product Aconitase-like core. Gene Ontology annotation, cellular component: cytosol; mitochondrion. The transcript is spliced from 4 exons. Gene Ontology annotation, biological process: tricarboxylic acid cycle. Gene Ontology annotation, molecular function: 4 iron, 4 sulfur cluster binding; aconitate hydratase activity. The record is from RefSeq and is a predicted model, not a curated record. The coding region runs from base 1 to 2364 and encodes 787 amino acids. NCBI's taxonomy places the organism in Eukaryota, Fungi, Ascomycota, Sordariomycetes, Hypocreales, Cordycipitaceae.
AUGCUUGCCUCUAGACAGGUUCUGGGCAAUGUUACCCGGAGCCGUGCCGUUGCUGGCACCGCCACCGGCAUCCGCCGCCUCGCCACCGUCUCCGACUCUCCGCUGGAUAGAAAGGUCCGCCAGAACAACUGGGAGGAGAAUAAUUUUAUCAACUACAAGAAGAUGUCCGAGAACCUAGCCAUUGUUCGCAGCCGUCUUAACCGCCCCUUGGCCUAUGCCGAGAAGAUCCUCUACUCUCAUUUGGACGACCCCCACGGCCAGGAGAUUGAGCGUGGCAAGUCUUACCUAAAGCUCCGCCCCGAUCGCGUUGCUUGCCAGGAUGCCACCGCUCAAAUGGCUAUUUUGCAGUUCAUGUCUGCUGGUAUGGACGCCGUUGCCAAUCCUAGCACUGUCCACUGUGAUCACUUGAUUGAGGCUCAGGUUGGCGGCAGCAAGGAUCUGGCGCGCGCCAUCGACAUCAACAAGGAAGUUUACGACUUUCUCGCGAGUGCUUGUGCGAAGUACAACAUUGGUUUCUGGAAGCCCGGUUCCGGUAUUAUUCACCAAAUCAUUCUGGAGAACUAUGCCUUCCCUGGCGGUCUUCUCAUUGGUACCGACUCUCACACCCCCAACGGUGGUGGUCUUGGAAUGGCUUGCAUCGGUGUCGGCGGUGCUGACGCCGUCGACGUCAUGGCCAACUUGCCCUGGGAGCUCAAGGCCCCCAAUGUCAUUGGUGUUAAACUGACAGGCGAGCUCUCUGGUUGGACUUCCCCCAAGGACAUUAUUCUCAAAGUUGCCGACAUUCUGACUGUCAAGGGUGGCACUGGUGCCAUCGUCGAGUACCAUGGUCCAGGUGUCAACAACAUCUCCUGCACAGGCAUGGCUACAAUCGCAAAUAUGGGUGCUGAAAUUGGUGCGACAACCUCUGUGUUCCCUUUCAACGACCGCAUGUACGACUACCUUCUCGCCACCAAGCGCAAAGAUAUUGGUGAUUUCGCCCGCACUUACGCUAAGGAGCUCCGCGAGGAUGAGGGUACAGAGUACGACCAGCUCAUUGAGCUCAACCUCUCUGAACUCGAGCCUCACAUCAACGGUCCCUUCACUCCUGAUCUGGGCACGCCCAUCUCCAAAUUCAGUCAGGCUGUCAAGGAGAAUGGCUGGCCUGAGGAGCUCAAGGUCGGCCUCAUCGGUUCAUGCACCAACUCCUCUUACGAGGACAUGUCUCGAGCUGCUUCUAUUGCUCGCGAUGCCCUCAACCAUGGCAUCAAGGCCAAGGCUGCUUUUACCGUCACUCCUGGGUCUGAGCAAAUCCGUGCUACCAUUGCCCGUGAUGGCCAGCUUCAGACUUUCGAAGAGUUUGGCGGUAUUGUUCUCGCCAACGCUUGUGGUCCUUGCAUUGGUCAGUGGGAUCGCACCGACGUGAAGAAAGGUGAGGCCAACUCAAUCCUCUCGUCCUACAACCGUAACUUCACUGGCCGCAACGAUGGCAACCCCGCUACCCACUCCUUUGUCACCUCACCUGAUCUGGUAGUUGCGCUUACCAUCGCCGGCUCCCUGCACUUCAACCCCUUGACCGACAAGCUCAAGGACAAGGAUGGCAACGAGUUCAUGUUGAAGCCUCCCACCGGUAACGGCCUUCCUACUGCCGGCUAUGACCCUGGUAACAACACCUAUCAGGCGCCUCCUAAGGAUCGAUCUACUGUUACUGUUCAGGUUGCUCCUACCUCGGACCGUCUCCAAGUGCUUCAGCCUUUCCAAGCUUGGGACGGCAAGGAUGUCAAGGACAUUCCCAUUCUCAUCAAGGCCCAUGGCAAGACUACCACCGAUCACAUCUCUAUGGCUGGUCCCUGGCUCAAGUACCGUGGCCAUCUUGACAACAUCUCCAACAACAUGUUGAUUGGCGCUAUCAACGAGGCCAACGGUGAGGCCAACAAGGUCAGAAACUUCACCACUGGUGAUUGGGAUGCCGUGCCUGCUGUUGCCCGUGACUACAAGAAGAAGGGCAUCAAGUGGGUUGUCAUUGGUGAUUGGAACUACGGCGAGGGCAGCUCUCGCGAGCAUGCCGCCCUUGAGCCUCGUCACCUUGGCGGUCUUGCCAUCGUUACUCGCAGCUUUGCCCGUAUUCACGAGACCAAUUUGAAGAAGCAGGGCAUGCUUCCUCUUACGUUUGCCGACCCCGCUGACUACGACAAGAUUAAGCCUGAUGACAAGGUCGAUAUCCUCGCUACUCAGCUCGCUGUUGGCAAGCCCAUUACCAUGGUGGUUCACCCCAAGGAUGGCAAGUCUUACGAGGUUUCCCUGCAGCACACUUACAAUGAGGCCCAGAUUGAGUGGUUCAAGAAUGGUAGCGCUCUCAACACCAUGGCUAAGGCCGCUCGCAAGUAA